This is a messenger RNA of Pocillopora damicornis (cauliflower coral), 3984 nucleotides long. RefSeq lists its product as uncharacterized. Lineage: Eukaryota; Metazoa; Cnidaria; Anthozoa; Scleractinia; Pocilloporidae. The record is from RefSeq and is a predicted model, not a curated record.
AAGCUCGACAUUCAAGAUGGCCGACGCAGGCAAGCUCAAGGAACUUUAACAAAUAGGGAAUAUUAUUUCCGUCUCGUUCUUCUUUUUAAAAAUUUCUGUUUAUGAAAGGUGAGAUUAAGAUGCAGAGUUUCCAUCUGUGUCACCAUUAUUGAGGGAAUACUCGAUGAGAAAUGAAACUUCCUUGUUUGAGUGCAGCGAGGAUUAUGUUUCCUGGGCGACGACAGUUAAAGUAUGUCAGCAUUUGACGGAAAUCCGCGAAAGAACGUGUUAGAGAGGCUAAGGGACAGAGAAAGAGGCAGGGACUGGUCUGCACUUGACAAGACCUACAGAAAUCGAUCGUGGUCAGCAGAUUCCUAUACAGGGGAGAAAUUUGUCCCUCCAAGGAAACCUGGAAGCCCUGCUUACCUCCCUAAACUUGAAAACCGGCCAGCCUCAGUGGAUUCAGAUUAUGAACAUGAUUUGAAACGUGGAAACCUGAAAGUCAUUCCUCCAUUACCUGCUGGGGAACAACAUGGUGUAUCCCGAAGGGAUGAUCAAAUCAAAAGGAAAAUUUCAAGAAAAGAAAAUCAGGCUUUUCAGGAUCAAAGCAGCAGUUAUCCAUAUGCAGCUCUGCCAUCUUACUAUCCCCAUCCACCUGUGGCACCCCCUCCUCACCCCCCUUUGAUGUACCCAGUUCCCAUGAUUCCAGUGCAUCCUGGGUAUGCACCUUGGAUUGUACCCCAGCAAGGCUUUAAUGGAGUCAACAGUGGUCUUUUUAAUGCGCAUCAUGCUGAAAGACCACCUCACCAGUUAUCCCGAUCUCAAGCAGCAGUUGUCAUCCAAAAAUAUCACAGAGGCUGGCAAGUCAGGAAGGGUCGUCGAUUUGCACUCUGGCGCCACAUGUGUAAUAGGAAAUAUUCGAGAAAAUUUGUAGACGAUUUGAUUAACAGCUUCCUAAUUGAAGAAUUUGUUCCAGAUGUCUUGAUUGAUGUUUUGGUUGGUAAGAAAUUCUUGUCUGUGCAAGAUCCUAGAUACAAAGCCAGUGAGAGGGUCUGCAAAGAGAUCAUUGAUCAAGAUGUAACUUCCUUUAUUCAUGAGGUUGCCCUUGGUGUCUAUUAUGCUCAUCAAGGAAUUGCUUACUCCAGAAGAGAUCCAUCUGUAAAAGCAUGUGAUAGUAUCAUAGGUGAAGUUGUACAGGAAUUUGCUGGGCAAGUUGUGCGAUCUGUGGUGGAGGAAAAGGUCAUGGGUCACAUGGCUGUUAUCAAAGCUGGUGAUUGGUUAGAGGACUUCAUAUUGGAGACAAUUGAACCAAUGAUCCCAGUAGUGGUCUCUGAAGCCAUGGAUGGAUUCCAAAAUGAUGACCCACUUGAUGAAGUUAUCGAUGAGGUCAUAACGUCUGAAUUGAGACAAAUCGUUAUCGAUGUUUGGCGGGAAAUGAUGGAGGUUGACAGAGAGAAACAAGUGAAAAAGCUGUCUGUGUACGCAGAGGAUCGCCUGUUAGACUCACUGUGUCUUCAGCAUCUUCUGAGUCAGUUAGCUGGUGAUAAUCUGUCCUUUCACGUCAGAGGUUAUGCACAACAGGCUUUAGACGGCAUGUUGUGUGGAUUGCUGAUCCGUAAUUAUUUGGCCGUGAAUGAUCAACUGGAAGCGACACAAAGCAGCGCUGCUGUAAAAGAAUUUCAUGAAGAGGUUUUCUGUGAUGUGGCAUUGGAUGUUCUUUUGGAAGAAUUGACAGCAAAUCUGGAUGAAGACAUGCAAGAUCUACUAGAACACGAAAAUCAAAGAAAUACUUUCGACCUUUAACUUUCUAAGAACACUUUAAUACCUUUAAGCACGGACUGUUUUAAAAGCCAGUGAACGGGUCUAUUACAUAGCCUGUACGUAGAUUGUCUGCGAAGGAUUGGUCGGUAUAUCAGUAAACAAAUCCUACCAUUCCUGUUCACAUAUCUAAUAUCGUUCGGUCAUUCAUUCUUUCGGUUUGUAAUUCAUUCCUUUCUUCGUUAGUUCGUUCAUUCGUUCGUUCGUUCGUUCGUUCGUUCGUUCAUUCGUUCGUUUAUUCAUUCGUUCAUUCAUUCAUUCAUUCAUUCAUUCGUACGUUUAUUCGUUUUUUCGUCCGUUGAUUCAUUGAUGUGUUCGUUCUUACGUUCGUACAUUCGUUCCUUUUAUCAUUCAUUCGUUCAUUUGUUCGUGCAUUCGUUCAUUCGUUCAUUCGUUCGUUCGUUUAUCCGUUUCUUGGUUCGUUAAUUGAUUCAUUCCAGUGUUCGUUCUUACGUUCGUGCAUUUGUUCCUCCUAUCAUUCAUUCGUUCAUUUGUUCGUGUAUUCGCUCAUUCUUUCGUUCGUUCGUUCUUUUGUUCAUUCAUUCGUUAUUUUAUUCGUCCAUUCAAUGUUUUUUUUUUCUUCCUUCGUUCGUUUUUUUUGUCUAUUCUUUCGCUCCUUCGUCAGCUCGUUUGUUGGUCCUUUCGUUGGUUCAUUUAUUCACAUGUUCGUUCGUGCGAUCAUUCGACCCUGUGGUUAGUCCUGGGUUCUUUUUUCCUUCAGUGAGUCAGUAUGUUACUGUGACACUUAAUCGGCGGCUCAGGUAGUCAAGUUCAAUUUCCAUAAAGCCAUUAUCACAAAGAUGACAAACAAUACAAAUUCACAGACGCCGCGAUAUCCUUGGUUUAGUCGGUAGGGUCUUAGUACGUUCACAGUUUGUGAUACUAAAUAAAACUGUACCUUCAAAGGAAGACUCUUUUUUUCUCUUUCCAUUUAAAACUUUGUUCGAUGGGGAUCAUUUUCUUCUUAUAUAUAUAUAUAUAUUAUAUUGCUUAAACAGGUAUUUAAUCCAGAUUGGGAUCAUAAAUAUUUCAUCUCAAGAAAAAAAGAUAAAAUGUAUAUUUUUUUAGUUCGUGGCAAAUUCGUUGUUGAAGCAUACAGAAAGAAAAAUUUGUGAGAAACUCUUUAAAUUAUUAUUUUUUUUAAAUUUCUCGUACGAAUGUGAAGGCUAAAAAAUACACAUAUAUUUAAAGAAAAAAAUUUAAUUUUAAAGAGAAAAAUUUCAAAACUGUAGUUUGUCUGUGUUUCUGACAUGUUUCACCAGCAGGCAGCUUUUUACCCUGAUGAAGAUUUUGAACCCGUUAUUGAACGCACCGGAUAUAAAAACGAAUUCUUGGUCUUUUUGAGCAAAGGAAAUUAAACAUCUAUUGCUGACGUGUAUGCCAAUCAAAUAUUAUCUCUGCAGAAUUUACGAGACCUUGUCAAUCACAUAUCUCGGAUGGACUGAUUUGCAUGCCGAGAAUUGACAGUAUUUUGCUUUAUCUGUCGGUGGCUUUUAUGUAUUGUUAUUAGUCCUGUCUAUUCUCCUAAUUUUGACCGACAAUUUGUUUCGUGUCAUUCACUCUGAUCGAAAAUUAAUGUCAAGUAAGUUAUUCAUCUGCUGUCAAUCACCUCAACAAAUGAUGCGUGCGUGUUUUGCAUAGGCCUAUAAUUGUCUUUCGGGGAGGGGUAGGUAAAAAUAAUCUGGCGUGUAAUUUGAAGAUUAAUUCAUUUAUAAACAUACAUCUGGUAAACAGGGAGGAAAAACAAGGCCAUUGAAAGAAAGAAAUCAGUGGAUCUUGAAUAAUGUAACUAAAGAUUAUCGUAAAUUACGUGGCAGUGGUCCAAUACAUUUCAAUAACUCGGCAAAUGAUUUGAAAUAGUAAAGAUGUUUUUUUCUGAGGGUAUGGUAGAACUAAACACCGGUCAACGUAUUUGAACAUCUUGUUCGCAAAGAAUUAACGUUUGAAGCCUCAGUACGUAUUUUGAUUAAAUUCUCUUUGCCUACAAUCACAUUUUUCUUUUAAUUAUUUUUCCAAGCAGAAAAAUGGAAAGUUAUUGAAUCCAUGUCCCUUAUCGCAAAGUAACUAAAAACAAACGCUUGAUCGCGUGGUGUAACUGCAAUUUUUCGAAUUCUAACAAUCCCUUUCUCGUGAAGUUCGCGUAAGGUGUAAAAAUAUACUAAGCGUAAAUAAAAAAUGUUUACUGCA